Molecule: messenger RNA, 882 nt
Organism: Merops nubicus (carmine bee-eater)
Lineage: Eukaryota; Metazoa; Chordata; Aves; Coraciiformes; Meropidae
Gene: SLC10A1
Product: solute carrier family 10 (sodium/bile acid cotransporter), member 1
Biological process (GO): bile acid and bile salt transport
Cellular component (GO): membrane
Molecular function (GO): bile acid:sodium symporter activity
Source: RefSeq, a predicted model, not a curated record
AUGAACAAGACUGAGGGAACUUUUGAGAGCCCAGGUCUUUGCAGCCCUGGUCUCAUGAAGAGCACCUCCUUCACCAGUGUGGCACUACCAUUUAAUUUCGGGCAGCAGGCCACGGACAAAUCCCUGAAUGCAAUCCCUAUUGUGGUCCUCUUGAUCAUGACAGUAUCUCCUGGGUGUACGAUGGGAACAGCCCAGACCACAACUCCCCUCAGGAAACCCAAAGGUGUGGCAGUGGCUGCAAUGGCUCACUACGACAUCAUGCCCUUGAAAGUGUUUGUGUCGGGCAAGUUCUUCCAGCUGAGUGCUACAGAAUCUCUUCCCAUCCUCAUCUGCAGCUGCUGCCGAGGAAACCUCUCCAACAUUUCUAAUCUGGCACCGAGAGGGGACGUGAACCUCAGCACUGUAAUGACCACAUGCUCAAUGGUCCUGGCAAUUGGACUAACACCUCUGCUUCUGUACCUUUACUCAGGAGCACUAUAUGAUUUGGGUGAUUUGGGGGGCAAGGUACCUUACAAAGGAUUGAUCGCCUCCCUGGUGCUGGUGCUAAUCCCCUGUGCCCUCUGCAUCAUGUUGAAUGAGCAGAAACCACAGUACAUUGGCUUUACCAUCAAGACUCUUCUUUUCACCUUUCAAGCAGUGUGCAUGGAAACUGGCUGCCAGAACACCCAGCUUUGCUCAGCUCUCCUCAAGGCCACCUUCACCCCAGAAAUCAUCAGCCCACACUUCUUCCCACUGCUCUACUUGCUGUUCCAGCUUGGAGAGGGACUUCUGCUCAUCCGGGUUUUUAGGAUGCAUGACAGAAUAAAGAAACCAAACAGCAAGUACAGCUUUGCUCCUGUAGUUCUUAAGCUUCCCAGUCCAAACCAUGUACACUUACAGUGA